Cylindrotheca closterium is the source of this 999-nucleotide messenger RNA. The record is from the annotation of a GenBank genome assembly. Lineage: Eukaryota; Bacillariophyta; Bacillariophyceae; Bacillariales; Bacillariaceae.
AUGACGGAUCGAACAAGGUUCCUCCUAUCUGCCACUGCCUUUUACUGCUUCUGCCAGAUAUUCUUGCUUCCACAAUUUGUGCAUUCAGUGGUUGUGGAAAGUCGCCUUGCUUCGGAAAUCUUGGAUCUGAACUUAUUGCCCAAUGUCCAGAGACCAAUCUUGAUAUGCGAUGCCAUAGCUCAGUCACAAAGGAGACAAUGGUGGAAGCAUAUCCAGACAAGAUCCAAGAGUGAAAUGGUUAUGGUAGACGUACAAACAACUUCAGUCGAAGACAACGGAGGAGGAGAAGAAGAAGAAGAAGAAGGAGAACAACCACUACAAGACGCUCUGGAAAAAGUGCAAUCGAGCAUUGAACAAGAGAAUGGAGAGGCAAUCUACGUUGCAUCGAUUGGAUCCAGUUGUUCCACUGAUCAGUUACCAAUCUACGAAUAUUGUCAAUCUUUCUUCAGCGACCCAGAUAUUCUUUCAAACUUUUCUCCUUACACUCCCAUGCACGAACAGUUGGUUAUUUCCUGCAACCAAGCAAUAUCUACCUUGUCAUCCAGGUACUAUGCUACCACCAUCCUUAGCAUCGGAGGAGGUCCUAUAGAAUAUGAAAUGGAAGCCAUAAGCCAGAAGACAAUAGAUUCAUACAAAGGAACUCGUGCCAUUACUCGAACAUGGGACGGUGAUACCUUCAAUGUCGGCUGGAACUCUGGGCAAGACAUAUUGAUGGACGACUGGUCUGAUAAUCAAAGAGACGUAGUAUCUGCUUGUAUUCAACCUGGGGAUAUACUAAUCAUUCCUAAAAAUUGGUGGUUCCAAAGCAAGUCACAACAAAACAUAGCUAAUAUAUCGGUUCUUGGAAGACGUUGUGGUUCGAAAGAGUUUGAAGAACUUGUCCAACACAUCCUGCCAUCAAACCUGGCGAAUGUUAUGCUUCUGGCUCUUGAAGAAAACGAGGAUGAAGAAAAAUGUCAAAUGCUGUUUGAUAGCAUAAAACUUCAGAACAGAGGAUGA